AUGGAAGUUAAAAACCAAGAUCGUGUUGAUUCUUCUUCACUUCAUAAUUACUCGAUAGAUCAUAUCCGUGAUGAAAAUCUGAAAAGUUUAACAGUACGCAAGAAAUUACAUCUCGUUUUUGAUUUAGAUAAUAUACUUCUUCAUUCAAAAGAGACUAAAGAUUUAAGCUCUUUUGAUCAAAAUUACUUACAACGUAAUGAAUGUCAAAGGUGGUUACAAGAAGGAAAAUUGUACAGAUGGACACAGGGAAAACAAUGGAACGGAAAAUACUUGGUGACCAAAUUAAGGCCAUAUGUUCGAACUUUCCUUCAAGAAGCAAACAAAUUGUUCGAUUUGUCGAUAUUCACACUAGGAGAUCUGGUAUAUGCAAGGAAGAUGCUUGACAUACUUGAUCCUGAGGGGUUGUAUUUUGCACAUCAUUCGCAAGUGCUUACGAGAGAAGAUUGUAUAUCACCGUUGAAAAAAGGACUAGAUCCUGUAUUAUCACAUGAAAGGGUUGUCUUAAUAGUUGAUAAUACAAAAGAUGUUUGGGACAAUAAUACUAAAAGUGUCAUUGAAAUACCAUCGUACAACUUUUUUGAUGACAUAUUAUCAGAUACCAAAUCUUUGUCGAGGCGUUGGAUAGAUGAAAGUGAAAAGUACGGAGAAUUAGCGAGACUCUUGAGAAACUUAAAGAAGAUUCAUGCUGAGUUCUACCGCGAGGAUAAGGAAGGACGUCGAGAGGUAAAGGAUGCGAUUGCUGAAGUAAAGAGACAGUCGAUCGGGUUUAAGUUUGAUAAAAACCUCAGAGCUGAAGUUCGAAUGGAGUUAGAAUUAUAUAAUUGGGGGUGUAAAUAA
Molecule: messenger RNA, 837 nt
Organism: Beta vulgaris subsp. vulgaris (sugar beet)
Lineage: Eukaryota; Viridiplantae; Streptophyta; Magnoliopsida; Caryophyllales; Amaranthaceae
Product: RNA polymerase II C-terminal domain phosphatase-like 5
Exons: 2
Coding region: 1-837 (278 amino acids)
Molecular function (GO): RNA polymerase II CTD heptapeptide repeat phosphatase activity
Source: RefSeq, a predicted model, not a curated record